This is a messenger RNA of Siniperca chuatsi (mandarin fish), 3109 nucleotides long. RefSeq names its product OX-2 membrane glycoprotein-like. Gene Ontology annotation, molecular function: cell-cell adhesion mediator activity. Lineage: Eukaryota; Metazoa; Chordata; Actinopteri; Centrarchiformes; Sinipercidae. Bases 1869 to 2912 code for a protein of 347 amino acids. The transcript has 7 exons. The record is from RefSeq and is a predicted model, not a curated record.
AGAGCUGGUUGGAUUAACACAGUUUUAUGUGUAACUGUGACGAGGUGAUGCACAACUACUGUUACGUUUGGAUUAACUACAAAAUAACCCAAAAGACUCACGUGGCAGACUGAGUGACCUGAACAAAACUGCAUCAAGCUUUGGAGGCAAAAUGUUGCAGCAUUUGUGAAAGAAAUGAAAUGACGGCAGCAUCUCCAGAUAAACGAACGUGUGUUUUUAUACUAUUUUUUUUAUUCCAUUUAGUGUUUACAUGCUUUUAUAUGUUUGUAGUUUUUUAAUUGUGGGCCCUCCAUAAUGCUGCACUUACCAGUAUGGGUAAAACAUACAUAAGACAACACUGAAUAUCAUUUCACCUCUGUUUGCUUUCUCGUGACUUUACGCUAUAUGGACUGUUUGGUAAGGGGGUUUUUUUUAUGUGUUUUUGUAAUUUGUUUCUUCUAAUGAGCUAGCACACAUGCCUAUAAAGUCCUUUUUAAACUAUUAACUAUAAACCUCUCUGCUGUAUCAAGAAUCACAUGCAGCUCUUUUGAGAGCAAGCUUCCUUUUGCAGGAGUGCCCUGUUAACAGGGCAGGCAGCCAAACGACGACCGCUUCACAACGUUAACCACCUGUUUGUUGUUACCAAGACGAUUAAGGUCCGCUACCCUGUUGCUGGCUGCUGGACAUUCGUAGGAUUAUGCACGAAUAACGGUGCAUUACUUUUCGUAAGAUAUCCACAAACCACAAGACUUUAAGUGAAAGAGAAAACAUGACAAUUUAAACACAUUGAGCUGGUGGCACUGAGAUACUUCAGGAGGCUGGUAAGAUCAUGUCAGAACCUCCUUUUCCACUUUCACAUGACCUGUUUCUACCUGUUUCUGUGUUUUGUGCACUACCAUCUAUCAGUAUCAGUAAAAAUCUUACUAGUUGUAGAGUUUUCACUAAAUCCAGGAAUAUCUAUCCACCUAAUACGAUGACAUCAUGUCAGUAAAUAUGCCAAUAUGUGACAAAUUGUGGGAGGAAACAUGCCAAAUGACUGUAAAUGAAAACUUGUGCAUCAUAAAUUCAUUUCAGUGUUCAUAAGAGUCACAUUAUCACUAAUAAAUCCUCAGUGCAACAUGACAUUUUGACAUUUCUUGCUUGUUAAAAAUUGGCAUUAUCACUGUUACUGCUGCCACUGUCUUCUGCUGCUACUAAUUAUAGUGACAACAACAGUACUGGACCCAUCAAACCUUCAUGUUCAUAUUUAGAUGUAAUUUAUUCCCAACUCUUCGUCAAUGUCAGCUGCAGAUUAGCAGCUGUAGUUGCACCACAUGGCCACUGGAGGCCCCUGUUUAUUCACAUUUCCUGAGGAGGUGUGGAGCCAUCAGGGAAGGCAGCAGGAGUCUAACACAGGCUGCUUGUUCUUUAAUGUCAGAACCUCCUUUUCCACUUUCACAUGACCUGUUUCUGUGUUUUGUGGACUACCAACUAUCAGUAUCAGUAAAAAUGUUACUAGUUGUAGAGUUUUCACUAAAUCCAGGAAUAUUUUCCUUUAAACCUGCCAUCAGAAAAAUUGACGUCACCUAAAUUAUAUUUGCUCAUGUGAACAAGCGUCGUCUGGUGCACUGAGAGAUUAAUUUACAUUCACAUUUACAUUCUUUUCCAUUGGUGACGUGGGCGCAACAGGAGUCGGGCGCUGUUUACAUCGCAUUUUAAAUUAGCCAUUUCUUAUUAAAUCUUUUGUUAUAAUUUUACAAUAAGGCCCAUAUUUUUCCCUAAGGAUUGGUUGCUACAUUGUUGGUGAAUAAAGGGGAUUUUAUGACGACCAAUUUACCUGGAAGUUACCUGCGCACACCUGCUGUUUGCACAGCUGUCACUGUGAACUUGGCAGAAGAUCUGCAGCAAAGAUGAUUCACCGUGCAGUUAUACAUUUAUUUUGUGCGUUUGGACUCUUUCAGAAAGGUCUACCAGCUGUGAUAGAAACACAGCGGACUGUGAUGGCAGCAGUGGGAGAAGAGGCUCGUUUCAGCUGUCAGCUGCUGCAAUCUAAAGAUGUUCUUCAGGUCACAUGGCAGAAACUUUUACCUGAGGGGCAGAAGACUCUCGCCACCGACAACAAAAUCUUUGGUCACAAAGUGAAUUCUGGCUUUAGAGAUCAAGUGGAGUUUAAAGGUGCUGGACUGCAGAACAGCUCCAUAGUUAUCAGGAAGGUGACGGAGCAGGAUGAAGGAUGCUAUCGCUGUUUGUUUAACACCUACCCUGAAGGUGCUCUCACAGGUACAACCUGCCUCAGACUCUAUGAGCUGCAUGAAGCCCUUCUGCAUGUUAGAGAAUCAAAUUCUCCUGAAGAGGCAGUUGUGUCCUGCUCGGCCACAGGUCGACCUGCUCCCACAGUAACAUUAAGUGUCCUGCGUCACAACGUUCACUUUUCCAACCGCAGCUCUGGCCGUGUCACCAACACCAACGGUACAGUCACUGUCACCGCUACAGCUGUGCUGCCUCGUUUCCAUGGCAACAGCACACAGGUUGGAUGUGCAGUGCGAGUGCUGUCUGGUCCUCAGAGAGAGGUGUUUAUGAUGAUUCCUGAGGUCAAACAGUCGUCUGCCGAUGGUUUUGAUGAGGAAUCUGGAUCUGAUGACAGUGGUCGCAGUAGGACUUUGAUCGUUGCACCAUUCAUCAUAGGGACCUGUGUUUGUGCUGCUGCAGUCAUCUUUAUCCAAACAAAUAAACCAAAAAAUCCGAACAGUCUGUCACACAGGGACCCUGAGAUGAUCGAGAUGUCUCAAACUACAGUCACAGACACUCAGGAGGUCCAAACACCUUUAGUCAAGCAGGAGAACCAUCAGAACACACAAUGGACACCUGAGAAAAAUCUAAUAAGAGACGACCCAAAGGCGUCAUCUUCAACAGCAAGAAGACUUAUUUUGACUAACGAUUCUGUGACAGAAUAACCCACAAGACUGUGGUGCCAAUGCUGGGACAGUCAGAGCUGAACAGAAGCUGCAUGGGAGGCAGAAGAUCCUGCUUUGUGAAAGACAUGAAAGAUUACACUGCAAACCCUGCACAACAUUCAUCUCUUUGUCUGACAACUCAAUGAGAGAGAAAAGUGUUUCCCACUCAUGGAAAUUAAAAGUGUAAAUAUGUUCAA